Molecule: messenger RNA, 1362 nt
Organism: Penicillium samsonianum
Lineage: Eukaryota; Fungi; Ascomycota; Eurotiomycetes; Eurotiales; Aspergillaceae
Product: acid phosphatase PHOa
Exons: 3
Coding region: 1-1362 (453 amino acids)
Biological process (GO): phospholipid catabolic process
Molecular function (GO): hydrolase activity, acting on ester bonds
Source: RefSeq, a predicted model, not a curated record
AUGAAGACUGUUCUCGCGGCCUUGGUGGGGGUGGCUGCUCUGGCAGUCGCUCAGACAGCUACCACCUCUGAGCCCGCUCUCGCGGACAUUCAUGCGGCUGCCGCAACUACCAAGCCGGAGGUUACCACCUCCGAUGUCAAGGGCUUGGCGUUUGAUCGUUUCUAUCAAGUCUGGCUGGAGAACAUUGACUAUGACGAUGCUGCCACGGACACCAACAUGCAGUGGCUUGCUUCUGAGGGUAUUCUGCUGACCAACUUCUAUGCUGUCACCCAUCCUUCCGAGCCCAACUACUGCGCUGCCGCUGGCGGUGACACGUUUGGAAUGGAUAACGACGACUUUAAGCAGAUGCCUGAGAACAUUUCUUCUAUUGCUGAUCUGCUUGACACCAAGAGAAUCUCGUGGGCUGAAUACCAGGAGCACAUUCCCUAUGCCGGUUUCCAGGGCUACAAUUAUUCCAAUCAGGCAACUUAUCACCCGGAUUACGUUCGGAAGCACAACCCAUUGGUGCUUUACGACUCCGUUGUGGCCAACAACACUCGCGCACGUUCUAUCAAGAGCUUUGAUGACUUUGAAAAUGAUCUCCGUGACAAGAAGCUUCCUCAGUGGGCGUUCAUCACUCCUAACAUGACCAACGAUGCACAUGACACCAACAUCACUUUCGCUGCCAAGUGGGAGCGUCCUUGGGUGGCCAAAUUGCUCGAGGACGAGUACUUCUACAACAACACUCUCCUCCUUCUGACCUUCGAUGAGGACGAUACCUACACAAACGACAACCGUGUCUUCAGCGUUCUCGUUGGUGGCGCCAUUCCUCAACACCUCAAGGGUACCAAGGACAAUACCUUCUACACUCACUACUCUAGCAUUGCUAGUGUCUCCGCCAACUGGGGUCUUCCUUCCCUGGGUCGCUGGGAUUGCGGUGCCAACAUCUUCGAGAUUGUCGCCAACAAGACCGGUUACGUCAACUACGAGGUCGACAAGACCCAUCUCACGCUUAACCAGACCUACCCUGGUCCCAUGUCAAUUGGGGACAAGUCCACUGGCAAUACCUCCACGUUUACUGCCGAGUGGCCGAUUCCCAUCACCGACAGCAAUGAAAAGUGUUCCGCUGGUCACGGUAUCCUGGAUGUCGUCAAGAAAACAUAUGGGCACCUGAGCGCAACAUACGACACCAAGCCUUACCCCUGGAAUGCGAAGACUCACUACAACGACAAGGUCACCGCCAAGCGGUCAAACGAGACCACGGCCAAGACCAACUCUACAGUGGGGGACUCUAGCCACAAAGGCGCUGGUGUGGCUGCCACGGCUCCUAUCUCUACUGUCAUGCUCGGGGUCCUGCUGGCUAUCGCUGCCUACUCCUUCUGA